UAAACUAUAACGUGUAUGUAUAUUUUAAGAAUAAUAAUUCUGCAUGAUAUAGAUAUUAUUAUUGUACGAUCAUUCGGACGAUAGACAAGUGUUUUUCGACGGUUGCUUUCAACUUUUAAUCUCAAUUAUUUUCGUCGCAAGACAGUUGAAUUAUACCAUUAAUUAUGACAAGGUACACAAUCGUGUUAUCUUUGAUAGCACAAUUCCUUUUUGAUUGUGUUUAACUCGGCAAAAUUAUUUCACAUGCGAUAUAUGUUAAAUCGUUUCUCCACGUUUCUGUUGUAAUCUGCAGUUGCGAUGGAUGUACGAAGUCAUCGAUGAACAUUGGAAUAUAUUGACGGAUGAUACAGAAAUUCGAAUAACGAAGGGAUAUGCCAUGCUGUCGCAAAAAUUUAUGAAAUAUUAUUCAAUGCUAAUUUAUACCACAUUAGUGAUUAAUGUAACGCCAUCGUUAACACCGCUACUCCUAGACGCCGUAAUACCUCUUAAUGAAUCACGUCCGCGAUUCUUUCCAGUCGAAGUCGAAUUCAGGGUGGACAAAGAUAAAUACUUUCUACCAAUUUGGUUUUAUAUUUUCAUAUUAGGUCUGGUGAGUUCGAACGUCGUAGCAGGCGUUGAUUCAAUGCAUAUAGUAAAUGCCGCACAUGCAAGCAGUUUAUUUGCGAUUGUUAGUAAGCAAAUGGAAAAUAUCAUUUUAAAAAUAGACAAUAACAAUGGCACCAGGAAAAAUAAAUAUUCUAUGAAUGAGGAACUUGACUCGUUAAGCGAUAAAAUAAUAUACCGGGAAUACGUAAUAUGUUUGAGAAAAUAUCAGCAUGCUAUAAAAUUUGUUGAUGCAUUAAAUUCAUCAUAUCAAGCGUAUGCAUUAAUUAUGUUAUUAUUAAGUAUUGGAAUAGUGAAUAUGAUUGGAAUUCAACUUAUUUACGUAACAAAUCAAGUAAGAGUACUACUAAAACUUGCGUUUUUAUUCAUGGCACUAUUGUGUACUCUGAUGAUCACAUGUUAUUCUGGCCAAACAAUAAUGGAUGAAAGUCAGAAUGUAUUUCAUGGAGCAUACGCGGCAGAAUGGUACAAGUUCUCACCUAGACUAAAAUCUUUAUUGAUAAUCACUCUUUACAGAAGUAAAACACCAUGCGAAUUAAAGGCAGGCAAUAUGAUUCCGUUAUCCAUCGCGACUUAUGCAACGGUAAUGCGAAUGUCUAUGUCUUACUAUACGACAUUGUUAUCAAUCUAAGACUGAUGAUUGUAUGUAUGCUAAUUAGUUCUUUGGUUCUUCUGAUAUAUCUUCGUCACUUAAUGACAACUGUAGUAAGGAGAUUUGCGAUGCUAUAUUUAUUCGAUAAUGGAGUUAUAAUUUUAUCCGAUUAGAUACUUCUUACUGCACUAUUCUUAUAUUUUUACUAAACUUUUUCACUAAACACAAUAUUUUGUUAUUCAGUAAUUAUUUUAUAAAUUACACUGUUGUAUAAAACUCAAAUCUGUUUAUGCUAUUUGCUUUCCAUUAUUAAUAUUACAAUUUCCAUAUUAAUAUCAUUAUUUUCUUUAACUUUAUAAACCUUUAAAAUUAAUUUAUGCUCUUUUUCUGCAUUUCCUGUAACUUUCUCACUAAAUUAAUUCUUUCGAGCUUACCAUUCAGUAAACGGUAAACUUAUUGUUCUUUUUAUACACAAUUUUUUAUUUUCAAAGGUAAAUUUAUUUACGUUCACAAAAUCGAGUUUGUGUCUAAAAUUAAUGGCAAAAAUUCUAGCAAACAGGAGAAAGAUACAUGAAAGAGAAAUUAGCACACACGUCUACAUUAUUAUAAUUAUAAUCACUGGUAACUUUGUGUUGUAGGUAUCAUGUAAUAUUAGAACAUGUCACACACUAUAACAUGUCGAUCUGCAAAAGGAUCUAAUAAACGAUAUUUCAAAAGAUAUGUAAUAUGGUUUUAUUAUGCAUCGCGACCUAUAUACGGCGAUAUGUAAAAUACACAAAACUGUUAAGCUUUAUAUAUACAUAUAUGUAAAAAAAAAGAUUAAAAAUUAUAAACAUAAAUUAGACGUAUUUCUUCGAUGUAAAAUAUGAUUCAUUCGUGUGUUACCUCGAAAAAAAUAUAACUUAUGUUGAGCAGAAAGCAGAAAGUUUAUAAGAAGUUUCUCACGAAUUUUGUUUGAAACGGCCAAAAGCCUAUGAUCGACAGAUAUACCCGAUUGGCAUUAUAUUCUCGCUGAAAAUUCUCUAACAUGAUUAUUCGUCUUGUUUCCCCAUUGAAAGACUACGACGAUAUGACGCUUGUUAUGUGUAUUAUUGAUUUCUCAACGUACAAGUCGUGGUGCAAAUAACACAAAAUUAUACGAUGUCCGCGACCGUCACAGUCAAUUCAUCAAUUUGCUGAUAUCAAAGUGUACAUAAAAAUAGGAAGUGGUAAGAAAAUGUGUUGUACAUAUACAUAUAAAUUAUACAUUUAUAUGUAUAUGUACAACACAUUUUCUUACCACUUCCUAUUUUUAUAAUAAACGUAAUUCCACUUGUGCUUAAGAUAUUCUGGCAAAGGAAACGGACAUGAAAAAAUGGGGACACCACGCAUUCACGUUA
Messenger RNA from Vollenhovia emeryi, 2574 nucleotides. Its product is annotated as odorant receptor 10a-like. Gene Ontology annotation, cellular component: plasma membrane. Gene Ontology annotation, biological process: detection of chemical stimulus involved in sensory perception of smell; sensory perception of smell. The transcript has 7 exons. NCBI's taxonomy places the organism in Eukaryota, Metazoa, Arthropoda, Insecta, Hymenoptera, Formicidae. Bases 302 to 1234 code for a protein of 310 amino acids. Gene Ontology annotation, molecular function: odorant binding; olfactory receptor activity. The record is from RefSeq and is a predicted model, not a curated record.